Theobroma cacao (cacao) is the source of this 2269-nucleotide messenger RNA. RefSeq names its product protein NUCLEAR FUSION DEFECTIVE 4-like. The record is from RefSeq and is a predicted model, not a curated record. NCBI's taxonomy places the organism in Eukaryota, Viridiplantae, Streptophyta, Magnoliopsida, Malvales, Malvaceae. Gene Ontology annotation, cellular component: membrane.
UGCAUAUGCAGUACCACACUCUUUGUUCCUUCUCUAUAUAUUAAGCAACGGGAUAUCAAAAAACUCUACAACAAUCUUGUGGAAACUAUUUCAAGUAAUACAGCAAAAGAGAAUUGCAAACAUGGUGGUUGCAGGGCCAGGUGGUGGCGGCAUGCCUAACAUGAAGAGCUUUGGGGUCCAGAUCCUUACAGGGCCAUGGCUAAUGGUUUUCGGUUCAUUGUUGAUCAUGUCUGCCGCUGGUGCAACCUACAUGUUUAGCCUGUAUUCCAAUGAGAUUAAAAAAUCACUAGGCUAUGAUCAAACCACACUCAAUUUGCUCAGUUUCUUCAAGGAUUUGGGCACCAAUGUUGGAGUCCUUUCAGGCCUGAUAGCAGAGGUCACACCGCCUUGGUUCGUGUUGUCUGUUGGGGCAGUCCUCAACUUUUUUGGCUACUUCAUGAUUUGGAUGGCCGUGUCCAAAAGAAUCGCUAGGCCUCAAAUUUGGCACAUGUGUUUGUACAUAUGUAUCGGUGCCAAUUCUCAAUCUUUUGCAAACACUGGAUCUCUUGUUACCUGUGUCAAGAAUUUCCCUGAAAGCCGCGGGGUUGUGCUGGGAAUCCUGAAAGGUUAUGUUGGCCUAAGCGGGGCAAUCAUAACUCAAUUGUACCAUGCUUUUUAUGGAGAUGAUUCUAAGUCCUUGAUCUUGCUUAUCGGUUGGCUUCCAGCCGUUAUCUCGCUUUGUUUUGUAAGAACAAUUCGGAUCAUGAAGGUGGCUCACCAGGCUAAUGAGGUCAAAGUUUUCUACAAAUUUCUCUACAUCUCUCUUGGUCUUGCUUCUUUCCUGAUGAUUAUUAUCAUUGUAGAGAAAAAGUUUAUGUUCACACGGCCUGAAUACGGUGGCAGUGCUGCCAUGGUUCUUUUCUUGCUCUUUUUGCCACUUGGUGUUGUGAUUAUGGAGGAAUACAAGCUUUGGGAGGCCAAGAACAGGGCCUUAAAUGAUCCUUCUCCAUUGAAAAUUGUCACUGAGAAGCGAAGCUCCGAGGUGUCCUUGGAGAACUCUGAGGCUCACUCAUCAUCAAGCACAGCAAAGAUUUUAGCCAAUAACGAAUCAAGCCAUGAUCAAGCCAAUGUUUCCUGCUGGAAAACAGCAUUCAAUCCACCAAACAGAGGCGACGACUACACAAUUUUGCAGGCUCUUUUCAGCCUUGACAUGUUAAUUCUUUUCCUAGCCACAACUUGUGGGGUCGGGGGUACCUUAACUGCAAUUGACAAUCUGGGACAGAUUGGAACCUCCCUGGGGUACCCAAAACGAAGCAUAAGCACAUUCGUGUCCCUUGUGAGUAUCUGGAAUUACCUUGGCAGAGUUACAGCAGGUUUCGUAUCAGAAAUUUUCUUGGCCAAGUACAAGUUUCCUAGACCCCUAAUGCUCACCUUGAUCAUGCUUUUCUCAUGCGUUGGUCACCUUUUGAUAGCCUUCGGUGUCCCUGGAGGCCUUUAUAUUGCAUCAGUAAUCAUUGGGUUCUGCUUUGGGGCUCAAUGGCCAUUACUUUUUGCAAUAAUAUCUGAAAUUUUUGGCCUCAAAUACUAUUCUACAUUGUAUAAUUUUGGGGCAGUGGCCAGCCCUAUUGGGUCGUAUAUACUUAAUGUGAAAGUGGCUGGGAAUUUGUAUGACAGAGAGGCUAAGAAGCAAAUGGCAGCGUUGGGACUUAAAAGGAACGCUGGUGAGGAUCUGGAUUGCAAUGGGGUUGAGUGCUUCAAAUUGUCCUUCAUUAUAAUCGCAGCAGCCACAUUAUUUGGCACUGUUGUUGCAUUUCUUUUGGCACUUAGGACAAGAAAGUUUUAUAAGAGUGACAUUUACAAAAAAUUCCGAGAGGAGGCCAAAGCAACCGAGAUGCAGAUGGCGGCUGCCGGAGAUGGAAUUGUGUUGCCGGACGUAAAGGCCACCGCAAAUGGGGUUAGUCAUCCGGAGGGAAAGGCUACCGGAAACGGCAUUGGACCGGAGGCCAAGGCAGGGUAGAUAUAUAUAUAUAUAUAUAUUUUACUGUUGUGAACCUCUGACAAGUGGGAUAGAUAUAGGUAUAGAAAAAAAUGGGAGACAGUCUCAUUGAAUUAUAAUGCGCAUUUGAUAUGAUGGGAUUUUCUUUGUAUUUUUCUUUUCUUUUUUUUUCUAUAAUUUGUAUUGACGUUUGUGUUCAACAACAAAGGAGAAACAAAAUUAAUCCAUGGGUUGUGUUAUAAAAUUUACAGGGUUUUUGAAUAAGAUAAAGGAAGUCGGCAACUGUGAUCUUGA